UAGCAGAGAUUAGAAUAUUUUAUAUAAUUUUGAGUGAGUUUACAGAAUCUUUAUGAAUAUUGAUUUGUUAUUCUUUUUAUUGAGUUUAAAAAUUGGUGAUAAUAAUUGAAUUAUCUUUACUACCUGUUAUAAUUUUACAAUUCUGCAUAAAGAGUAUAGUAUUAAUUGUAUGAGAAUGAAAAUCAAACUAAGUAAUUAAUGAAUAAUCUUUAAGUUUCCAUAUUUAAAUAAUAUAAGAGAAACCUCCAGAACCUGAAGCUAAUAAUGAAGCAUCAUUAGAGAAGGCUAAAGUAGAAAUGGAAUCACAUUAAGCAUUAAUAAUAUGUAUACAUUUGUAAUAGAAUGUAUUCCAAAUUCUAAUAGUUUAAUCAUCACUACUAGAUGCUAAGAUCGUAUUAAUUGGUGAGAAUUAUACACACCAUAUCAUAUCAGAAUGACCUUAUAGAUCACAUAUUAAUGUAGUAUCUUCCAUAUUCCACAAUUUAAUAACACAAUCUCUACUUCCAGAUGCUAAUAUUAAUGAAUCAGGAGAAAAACAAAUAGAUGAUACAUAAUUAAGAUGACCAUCUAAUAUUUAAUGUUAUUUAGUUGCUUAAACAUUCCAUUAUCUAAUAAUUUAAUCUAAACUUGCUGUAUAUAAAAUCAAUCCAUCAGGAGAGAAUACUAAAGAUGAUAUAAAAUGAGAAUGUCC
This is a messenger RNA of Paramecium sonneborni, 691 nucleotides long. The record is from the annotation of a GenBank genome assembly. NCBI's taxonomy places the organism in Eukaryota, Ciliophora, Oligohymenophorea, Peniculida, Parameciidae.